UGUUUAGUAUUGAGAUAUUAGCAAAAGGCUGUGAAGAAAUUAUGACAGUAUUUUCUUCAACAUUCCUGAUCAUAUGUAGUCUAGUAGCCAUUUGUGUUUUUGUAUUGGAAACGGAAGGCAUAUUUCUACCGAAAAAGGGAGAUUAUCCUUACCUAACACGAGAAAGAGUAUUUAUAGAACCUAAUAAAAGGCCCUUCUGCAAUGCAUUUACUGGUUGCGGCAGAAAACGCUCCAACCUCCCGGCGUUGACCUCCCAGGGGGAGGAAAUGGACGAAUCGAUAAACAGCCUGCUCGAGCUGAGUGCAGAACCCGCGGUGGAGGACCUCUCGCGGCAAAUAAUGUCGGAGGCGAAGCUUUGGGAAGCCAUCCAGGAAGCUAACGUCGAACUCAACAGGCGUAAACAGAAACAAAUGACGGCAGAUGGCGCCCAGAACGACGCUCCUGUUCCCGCGAGGAGUGCUACAGCUAGCUGCGCUCUGCCCCCUUGUUAUAUUUAAGAAGAUUGUGAUGCGAAUGGAUAGAGGGCAUCAGGGCGUUGAAGGAGUGAGGAAUGUUGAAAGUUUUCAUCAGGAACGACUGCUACAUUAUUAUAAUAAAAAUAUUUAAAUGUAUUUAAUAAAUAACAAAAUAUUAAUAAAUCAUAUCUUGAGAAUGAAAAUUUGUAUUCCUAAUGAUAGAUGACUAACUAGGUAUAUAGAUUGUAUUUAAAAAGUUUUAAUAUUGUUAUGUAAUAUCAAUUGCAGUACAUCAGUAUAAUGUAUGUUUAUUAAGAUAUGUAAGCAC
Psylliodes chrysocephalus is the source of this 783-nucleotide messenger RNA. NCBI's taxonomy places the organism in Eukaryota, Metazoa, Arthropoda, Insecta, Coleoptera, Chrysomelidae. The record is from the annotation of a GenBank genome assembly.